Molecule: messenger RNA, 1344 nt
Organism: Recurvomyces mirabilis
Lineage: Eukaryota; Fungi; Ascomycota; Dothideomycetes; Mycosphaerellales; Teratosphaeriaceae
Exons: 3
Coding region: 1-1344 (447 amino acids)
Source: RefSeq, a predicted model, not a curated record
AUGCAGACACGUAACAAGCCAUACACAGGUGGGCAGUCCUCUCGAUGGCCCAAGAGCAAGACGCAGACGGCUGCGCUGAUCGAGCGUCCCCCAUCGCCAUCCGUCGGCCCGCUGGUUGAAACAUGGACAUUAGACAGCCUGAGGGGUCUCGCAAAGAUAUCGAACACAACUAUCGCCAAGUGCGAGUCCAUUGCAUCUUUCAACUGGCUUGACAAGAAAGAUCCAACCAUUGUUGUACCAGGAGGCCCUCCAGUCUGGACUCCAUUGUCCGAGCCCGUGCAGCUACAAGAAGACUCAGGAGAUUAUCUACGUGAUCCAAACGGAGCUCGCUAUCCCACCAACCCACUGGACCCAGCAGUGUGGGCGCUGCUCGUACAAAAGUCAUCCUUUCAGACUUCCGAGGUCGACAUCUUUGCUUGUGGAAGCACGCUCGGCAACUUGUUGCGGUUCGUGCGCAAAGUUGAUAAGCCCUUCCGAUUCACGAUCCAGAAAGUCGGUAAUACCGUCUUCUUCGUCCGACGAGAGAACAAGCAUGAUGAGCGGAUCAUCGGUGUCCGCGGAUAUGGGCACAGCUUCCCAGAGGCGUACACGAAGUGGUCGUCCGAAGUCAAAGGCUCUGCAUCCCAUCAGCGUUUGAUCAAAUAUGACUUUGAUGGUUUAGCCUGCGUGGUGAGGUUUGAGGGCGAUGGCUACCUUCCUGACUUAGCGUCAGCUGACGAGCAUGAUGAAACGUCACCACUGACUAUACCGGAGCUGGCGAGACUUUCCAUGCAGCUAGGUGGACGACCCGUCCCACAAGAAGCCAUCUUCGACCUGAAGACCAGAUCAGUAAGGAGAAUCCUCAACGACGUGCUGGGCGAAGAACUUCCCCGAUUGUGGCUCACGCAGAUACCAAAUUUCAUCUUAGCCUUCCACGACCGCGGCACCUUCCACGACAUCCGAGUCCAAGAUGUCCGUAAAGAAGUCCAGAAUUGGGAGAAGCAAAACCAGGGCAUGCUGCAGCAAUUCGCCGCGCUCCUGCGGAAGCUCGUCGAUCAUGUCAUGGACUCACCAGACGGCAGAUGCGAAGUCAGAUGUAAGCGAAUCGGCAUACUCGAGAUCCGUACCCAGCUCGACGAUGCACCGGUCGGCUUGUCCAAGGAGCUCCAUGAAGUGUGGACACGAGGGCCCUGGUCGCCACCCACCUCAGACGACGAGUGCGUAGGUGGCGGUGCGGUCGCAAGCACUUCAGACAACGAUUCCGCAGACGACGGCGUUGCUGUCGACAUCGCUUCAUUCUCCGAUGACGAAUCUGCAGACUUCACGGCCUGCUCGCCUGCAUGCGGAUAUUGUGGGAAGUGCUGA